Dictyostelium discoideum AX4 is the source of this 4227-nucleotide messenger RNA. RefSeq names its product armadillo-like helical domain-containing protein. Bases 1 to 4227 code for a protein of 1408 amino acids. Lineage: Eukaryota; Evosea; Eumycetozoa; Dictyosteliales; Dictyosteliaceae. The record is from RefSeq and is a predicted model, not a curated record. The transcript is spliced from 2 exons.
AUGGAGAUUGAAAUUUAUGAUGAAUUAAAUAGUAGUGAUUCAUUAAAACAAAUUAAUGGUUUGUCAAAAUUAAAUCAGUUUUGGAUUAAUCAAGGAAGAGAUCCAACUUUAUUUUUUACUUCAAUUAUUAAAUUAAUAUCAGAAACUGAUAAUAAAACAACAAGAAUAUUAUGUUAUAGUAUUUUAAAAAGUUGUAAAUGUACACCAUCAGAUUGGAGUUUAGCAAUACCAUUAUUAGUAAAAGAUUUAAAUUCCGAUGAUAAUGAAGUUGUGAUUAGUAUUUUAAAGACAUUACCACACAUUUCAUCAAUAUUUACAGAGUUAUUAAUGAUGGGAAAUGCAGAUUUUGGACCAUUGGUUAGACAUGGUAAUCCAUCAGUUAGAAAAACAGCAUUGGAUACAUUGACAAGUUUAUUAUUUUAUAGAAAAUCAAUUCUUCAAUCAUAUAAAUCAUUUGUAUCGACAGGUUGGGAGUUAAUAGUUGAUAGAAUUUUAGAGGAACCAAUACCAAUGGUUUACCAAUCAAGUUUUAGUGCAAUCAGUUCAUUAUUCUCUGAGAUCUCAAGAUCAGUUUCACAUUCUGAUGAAUUGGAUAAUAGUGUACAAAAGAGACAAGUACUCUCUUAUUAUGCCGAUUGGAUCUCUUUGAAAUUAAUUGAUCAUUUCGAUCUAUUACUUAAUCGUGCUCAACAUAUUGAUAUUAAUCAACGUCAUUCAACUGUAAAUACUUUAACUUAUUUAGUUGAUACAAUUUCAAGAUCAAGUGGUACACCAUUUUGGCCAACAAGUUUUGAUAAUAAUAAUAAUAAUAAUAAUAAUCAACAAAUUAAUAAUAAUAAUAAUAAUAAUAAUAAUAAUAAUAAUAAUAAUAAUAAUAAUAAUAAUAAUAAUAAUAAUAAUAAUAAUAAUAAUAAUCAAAAUAAUUUAAUAAAUGGUAUAUCAUCAAUGAAUUUAUCAUCAAUUACAGGUACAACUACAACAACUACGACAACAGGUAAUUCACCAAUAACAUCACCAACAUCACCAACAUCAAUAAUAGCAAAUACAGCAUCAUCAAAUAAAACUAAACAAAUUUCAUCACCACAAAAUAUUGUAUCAAUAUUGGUUGAAUACUUUUUAUCACAAUUAGAUUCAUCAAAUGAUUCAUUGGUAUUUGCAGUUGGUAAAGCAAUAUUGGAUCUAUUAUUAACUCAACAAAAUCAACAUAAUGAAAAUUGGAUUAAUCCAGUGUUAACUGCAUUCAUUGGUCUGUUACGUAGAGAAGGUGUAUCAUUAAAUCCACUACCUAUUCUAUUGGCGAUUAUGAGUGUUUUACCAAUGUUGGGUGAUGAUUUAUUAUUUUGUACACUUAGUCGUAUUUUCCCAUCAAUAAAAUCCAUAACAGAUUCAAAUCAACGUGUUAGUUAUUUAAUUCGUACCUUUGAAUUAAUAAUUGAUAGACAUGUUACAUCCUCUGGUAAAAGUUCAUUAUUUACACCAUUAAUGACAACCGAUUGUCUUUUAAUGGCUUUUCAAGAUGAAUCUAGUAGUUUCCGUGAAGAAAUAAUCGUAUCAAUGGUUGCAAGUCAUCAUAAUAUUCUUUCAAAAUAUAUUGAAAUUGAAUCAGAGAAAAAUUCAAACAAUAACAAUAGCAGCAGUGGCAAUAGUGGUGGUGGUAGUGGUGGUUCAGUUAAAUUCUCAACAUCUGGUAAUUUAUUUUAUUUACAUCAAGCUGCAUUAAAUAUUUCAGAGGUUUGUUUGAAAUGUAUUACAUGGCAAAGUGAAAGAAUUUCAGCAAUUGAAUAUUGUAUUAGAUUUGUUGAUUGGUUAUGUAGAGUAACUUUAUCAAGCAGCAGCAGCAGCAAUAAUAGUGGUAAUGGUAGUGAAUCACAAUAUGGUAUAAAAUUAAUAUCAUUAUUACGUAGUGAUUUAUUAGAUCAAAUUAAUAAGAUACCAUCAGAUUAUAUUUGCCUACAAGCAGUAUUCUUAAUUUGUACACAUUUAUUAAGAUCACCAACAAAUAAAGUUUAUGAACAAUCAGAUGCAGGUUUAUUAAUUAGUUUAUUAAGACGUCGUUUCCUUUUCUUGGAUAAUCAACCAAAGUUCACUCAAUACAAUGGUAACAUUAGGGAUAUGAUUAUGGGUGUAUCGCAAUUUGGUAGAGUAUCACCUGCAUCACUUCACUCAUUAAGUGGCUAUUGGUUGGGUGCUUUGGAGUGUCUUUAUCUAAUGGGGUUACAUAUUCCAUCGGUUGAAGCAACGGUUCAACGUACACUCGAGGAGAUAUUGGCAACUUAUCCUCAUAAUAAAUCGGUUUAUUCACGUGCACGUUUCAUUCGUAGAAUGUUAUUCUCAAGUACCAGUAGUGCAUUGGAUGCACAAUCACUUGGAAAAUAUAGUACAAUUAGAAAUUUAAAUAGCUUUACCAAUUAUACCAUCGAUUUCUCAUAUUGUAUCCCAAUUGAACAGUUGGAGGCCUCGAAUUCACUUCACUCGAUUUCCGAUAUUUUUGCAUACGAAUGUAAGAAAGCAAUCACUGGUUUGGUUGGUGUGCAUUAUGGUUCAUCAAUUCGUGAUAAAUCAUCAAGAGAUGUGACUUUAAUUAGUGGUGCAAGUGAUCCAGUUUGGAUUGAAGUUAGUCAUACAACUCAUCCAACAUUAAAUACCAUCACUUUACAUGUUCAAGUUACAAAUGUCAUUCAUUUUAGUAUUAAAAAUGUAAAUAUAAUGAUUGGAUUAUCUGGUCAUUUGGAUUUCCCUUAUCCUCAAACCAAUUGUAAACAUAAUAUUCCAAAACUUUUACCAGAGAAAUCUUAUAGUUUCGAAGUACCUCUAAAUGUUUCAAGUUUAGAUUAUAAUUUAGUUACUUUUAAAUUAACUUUUAAUCAACCAAGUGGUCUUUGUGAAUCUGAAAAUAAUAUUAAUUUAAAUAAUAUUCAUACUAAAAUUAAUAAUUAUCAACAAUCUUCUGAUCAAUUAUUAGUUCAAUCAAUUCAACAACAACAACAACAACAACAAUCAUCAUCACAACAACAAUCACAACAAUCACAACAACAACAAUACCAACCACAACCAAUUUCAAGUGUUAAUUCUGGUUUAUCAUCAUAUAGUUUAAAUUCAAAUAAUAGUGGUAGUUUAAAUAGUAGUGCAAAUAGUCAUUCGAUUUCAACUAGUGCAGUUGGUUCACCUGGUACUGCUAGUUUUAUAUCUUCUUCACUUUUAUCAAACGCUCAAAGUUCUUCACCAACAACUUCUUCACCAUUAUCAAAUGUUAUUAAUCAAAAUAUUAUAUCGUCAUCAUCAUCAUCAUCAUCAAAUGCUAAUCAAAUAACCUCAACAACAACACCAUCAUCAACUACAAAUUCAAAUAAUAAUACUACAUCAUCAUCAUCAUCAACAAAUCCAAAUCCAAAUCCAAAUUCACAUACAAAUUUAAAUAGUAUAGUUGGAUCAGGUAUAAAUCAACCAAUUAUUAAUAAUCAAAUUAUUCAAUCAUUAUCAAUUACAACUAAUAACCCAAGUGCAAAUAUUAUUCAAUUCUCACCUAUUGAAAUUAGAUGUUCAGAUUAUAUUUUUGAUUGGAAUCAAUUUUUAAUUCCAUUUAAAUAUAAUAAACAUCAAUUCAUUCAACAAUGGCCAAGAUUUGAAGCUGUGUUUUCAAUUGAUGUUGUAUUUGAAGGUUUCGUUUCUGUUGCUUCAAUCUUUGAUUGCCUAAGUGCUUUACCAUUGCAUAAUGUUUUAAAUAGUGAAUUUGGUAAUUCAAAUUUCCAUUUUGCAUUCUCUUCUUCAACUUGGUUCAAUGAACAAUUUUGUUUCACAAUCUCUGGUAUGGAGAAAUGCUUAUCAUUCCCAGAGGAUUACAGUAUCUAUUAUACCUCUCCAAAUGGUCAAAGUUUACCAAAGUAUAAGGUUUACCAUGCUAGAUUCGAAUUUAGAUCUUCAAGUUCAAGUCUUUUGGCUUCCUUUGAAUCAAUCAUUGACCAAUGGAUUAAUAAAUUACCAAGACCAACCUCUGAUCAAUUCAUUGCUAGACUAUUGGCUCCUGAUGAAAAAUCGUUAUUCUCUAUCACAAAUAUCACUCAAGAUUAUCAAGCUCCAAAGAAUCAUCAAUCCUUAGCAAAUACUCCUUUAUCAAAUAUUGUUGAUGAUGAAAUCGCUCUCUUAAAUCAAUGGAAAGAUUUUAAAAAAUCUCAAGAACAAACUAAAAAAUUAUUCUCUCAAUUGGCUUUAGAUCAAGAUUUUUAUUAA